Molecule: messenger RNA, 4674 nt
Organism: Botrytis porri
Lineage: Eukaryota; Fungi; Ascomycota; Leotiomycetes; Helotiales; Sclerotiniaceae
Exons: 6
Coding region: 1-4674 (1557 amino acids)
Biological process (GO): regulation of DNA-templated transcription; phosphorelay signal transduction system; phosphorylation
Molecular function (GO): phosphorelay sensor kinase activity
Source: RefSeq, a predicted model, not a curated record
AUGAACUCAGAAGCAAAAUCCAUCUUUGCUCCAAGAUUUGAAGAGAAUUGUCAACAGCAUCAACAACAUCAACAUCGACAUCGACAUCAACAUCUCCUGCAGCAAGGAGAAGGGAACAAAGUCAGCCGCUGCACAAUCACAAUUCAUCAAUGCCCCGUACCAAUCCUACCAAUCCUAGAACCGACAUUGGCACAGACGUCAUGUGGGGCUCAUGGCUACGCAUCUGGCUUGGAUCGGACAAAGAGACAGGGGUCAAUUUCAACACAUGGUACAGAAGAAUUAGAUGCUCGAGAAUCUACACAAUUCACGUCAACAAACAAUAAUAAUUCUCCAUCUCAACUUCUUAAUUUCGACAUUCCCAUAUCGGUGUCGUCGCAAAAGAGCAAUUCUUGGCUUGCUUCGGUUUCUUCAAAUCGAGAUAGAGAUAGAGACCACGACCCAGACCCAGACCUACAAGGUAUAGACAAUCCAGAGUCCCAAAGAAGAGUAUCGACCGCCUCGUCUACCACUCUAUUGUCAACCCCUCAGUUAUCGCCGUUAUCACCCUCAUUGCAAGCCUCGAAACAUUCUAGAGAGGAGGAUAAUGUACCAGAGAGGACCUUCGAUAUUACAAUCUCAGAACCACCUUUCAAACGGCACCGCGCAAAAUUGAAACACUGUCAUAUACUCCAGGCAGAUAAUGAAGCAGCACACGACUGUCCUACAACCCUACAAUCGCCUAGAUCUCCCCGAUUUACAACUCACAAACUCAAAAGGACGCAUUCCUCCCAAAGUUCUCCAAAUAUAGACACGACAGUUAUGUCGAAACUAGAUAAAGAUGGCAAUGGUAUAACAAUACUCAAGUCGGUUCGAUUAGCUCGUGGUAAUAUAUUGGGUAACAACUCGAAUCCUCCUGGAAAAUUCAUCGGGCCCACAUUGAAUCUAGAACAACAAAGGCGUACAGCCAGCCCCAAGCUGAGCGCGGAUCCUCAAGAAGGCUCAUUGAUUCAUAAAGUGGGCAUAAUCGAACUUUUAGAGCAAGAUGAGAGACCAACUUUCAUAAUAGAUGUUUCUAAUCAGGAAAAUUACAUACCUGGCGGUCGUUUACGACUAGAAUAUGCGAAUGCAUCACUACGGGCUAUGAAUCCGUUAUUGGAAAUGAUAGCAGGCUUUGCGGAUUUAUCCUCUCCUACCAUCGUUACACAUGCAUUUCCGGAGUUCAAAGCAUGGGUGUUAAGUUUUGUGAGCAAAGAAAGCGAAUCUUUAGAUAUAUGCUUGCCAUCAUUCUUGUAUGGAGGGUUCACAUGGCGUUGUUCGACUUUACAAAAACGUCUUCGGGUAAUGAAUGGCGUCAGAACUCUAAUUCCCACGACCAACUCGACCUCAUCGAACGCAAACAAUAGCAGCCCUACUAUACUGAAUCCAGGUUUCGUAAUCGGUCAAGAUUUGAGAAGUUCAACGGAUCUAUUCCCUGAGCCGUCUGAUUACUUUGGAGAUGCAGCUACAGUUGUCCCUGGUUCGAGCCCGAUAGACUCACUUCUUGCUGGCAAUCAAGUAGCACACAUUGAUGGGUCUUCAUUCGAUUGGACAAGACUUCCACUAACUGCAGCAUUACCUCGACAUAUUCAAUUCACUCGUAAUAUCAAUUGGGCAGCCUCUCCUCUUGGGCCAAUGAAAAACUGGAGUUUUGAUUUGAGAGCUAUGUGCAAUCUCAUCAUGGGAAGUCCUCAUCCAGCCGCCAUGUACUGGGGAUCUGAAUACACAGCCAUAUACAACGAAGCGUAUAUAUUACUAGCCGGACAAAAACACCCUAGCUUAAUGGGACAAAGUUACAAAACAGCUUGGGCCGAAAUCUGGGAUGAUAUCGAAGCGGUCUUUGCAAAAGCAAAAUCAUCUGGCCAAGCAACCAUGAAAGAUGAAGAUAGACUUUUCAUCAAACGAAAUGGUUACCUGGAAGAAUGCUAUUUUGCAUGGAGUAUAAUUCCACUAGUCGGAGAGGAUGGCUCUGUAGUCGGGCUGUACAAUCCGGCAUGGGAAAAGACGAGAAGAGUAAUAUCAGAACGCCGAAUGCUUACUUUGCGAGAAGUAGGAGAGAAGACAGCUACUGCGAGAAACAUUAAAGGAUUUUGGGCACAAGUGAUCAAAGCAUUGGAGUAUAACCCAUUUGACAUACCUUUCGCUCUUCUCUACUCGGUUAAUGAGGAUGUCGAUAGCGACAUGAGCUCACAGAGAUCAUUGAACUCCGGAAGUAUGUCACAAGCUCCAUGUUGUGUGUUGGAGGGAACAAUUGGUGUCCCUCAGGGCCAUCAAUCAGCCGCAACACCAUUGGAUCUCCACCUUAGCGAAGAUGGAUUCGCCCCAUAUUUGAGAGAAUGUAUGAGGCUUGAUAGACCUGUACUGCUUACCACCGAGGAAGGAACCCUACCAACGGAACUAAUCAGAGAACUCGAAUGUGAAGGAUUCGGCGAUCCUUGCCGAGCCGCUGUUGCCAUACCACUUCAUGCCACUAGCAGAGAAUCCAUACUAGGUUUCUUGGUCAUGGGAGUGAAUCCAAGAAGACCUUAUGAUGACGAUUAUAGUUUGUUUGUUGAGCUCAUGACUCGCCAAUUGGCAACUUCAAUGGCGUCAGUUGUUCUCUAUGAAGAAGAGAUUCGCAAAGGUCAGAAAGCAGCGCGCAUUGCUGCUCAAGAUCGUCAAGAAUUAUCUGAGCUUGUCAACCUACGCACCCAGGAAGCUGUGGAAAGUGAAAACAGAUUUACCCGCAUGGCUGAGAUGGCUCCCGUUGGAAUGUUUAUUGCGAAUUCUCAGGGAGAAAUCACAUUUUCUAACGAUGCUUGGUGGGAAAUAUCGCGGCAUCCUCGAUCUGAUAAUAGCGCAAAAUCCUGGAUGGACAGCAUUAAAGAAGAAGAUCGCGAAGGAGUCCAAACUACCUGGAACAAGUUAGUUGCACAGAAAGUAAACGUGACGAAAGAGUUUCGUUUCAAAACGCCAUGGCAAAGUAAGCAUGCUUUGACAGAUACAUGGGCUCUCAUGAACUGCACUUCACUUAGAGAUAGAGACAAUAGCCUGAUGAGCAUCUUUGGCUGUAUCACAGAUAUAUCACACCAAAAAUGGGCAGAGGAGUUUCAGAAACAGAAGACGAAAGAGGCAAUAGAGCUGAAGCGACAACAGGAGAAUUUUAUCGAUAUGACUAGCCAUGAAAUGCGCAAUCCUUUGAGUGCUAUCCUACAAUGUUCGGACGAAAUCACCAGUGCUUUGACUGCUCCUGUGCUCAAGAGUUUGAAAUCAAGCAUGCGAAAUAGGGAAGCGCCUCAGGAAAUAUCAGAACUUAUCGAAAGCAGCAUUGAUGCAGCUCAAACUAUCGCACUUUGUGCGCAGCAUCAGAAACGCAUCGUCGACGACAUUCUGACCUUGUCUAAAUUGGACUCAGCGCUUCUCGUCGUAGCACCUGUCUCAACGCAACCAAUAUCUGUGGCCAGGCGUGCCAUCAAAAUGUUUGAAGGAGAUAUGGAGAAACAUGACAUCUCUAUUGAAUUUCAAAUCCAGGAUUCGUAUGCUGACCUCAACAUCAAUUGGGUAAAACUUGACCCAUCAAGGCUAUUACAAGUCCUAAUAAACCUGCUAACCAAUGCUAUAAAAUUCACUACGGGUCAGCCUCAACGAUCAAUUAUUGUGAGUGUUGGUGCAACGAAGGAACACCCGGCAAACAGCGAUACCAACGUUCAGUAUUUUCCUUCCCGAUCAGGCAUUACGGGUUUGGCAAUGGAUGAAGCAGAAUGGGGUCCAGGCGAAGAUUUAUAUCUGAAAUUUGCUGUUCAAGAUACAGGUAGAGGUCUUGAUGCAAAAGAAGUUUCAAUUUUAUUCCAACGAUUUUCACAAGCGUCUCCACGUACUCACGUUCAAUAUGGCGGGUCAGGCCUAGGAUUAUUUAUCUCGAGAGAGUUAACCGAACUUCAAGGUGGGCAAAUUGGAGUCUCCUCAGAAAAAGGAGUCGGCAGUUGUUUUGCGUUCUACGUCAAGGCUCGCCGGGCUGAGGGCAGUCCUGAAACAUCACCGCUAUCUUCUCCAAAUCACAUUGCCAUCAAUCGAAAGUCUUCUCCGCGUACUACAAACCAAACUCCGGUAGAAAGUAUCACCAGCUCGUUGGAAAAGCCAGUGCAUACCCAAUCGAAAGGAGGAGCUUCAGCAAGUAUAGCUAGGAUAUCACCAAGUCCAAAGGUUGAUUACAAAGAUAUUACAAUUCUCAUCGUAGAAGAUAAUCUUGUUAAUCAGCGCGUUUUGCAAAAACAAUUACACAGAGCCGGUUUUGUGACGGAAGUUAGCAACCACGGAUUGGAGGCUUUGCAUAAACUAGAAGGGUCAUCUUUUUGGAAGCAUGAAAAUCCCACCGCGGAAAGAACCAGUAUCUCAUGUGUUUUAAUGGAUCUGGAAAUGCCAAUAAUGGAUGGUCUUACCUGCACUAAGAAGAUUCGAGCAUUGGAAGCUGAUGGAACGAUUGUUCGCCAUGUUCCAAUCAUUGCAGUUACGGCAAAUGCAAGAUUGGAACAGAUUGAGACGGCUUUGGCUACUGGGAUGGAUGAUGUUGUUUCUAAACCAUUUCGUAUCCCAGAUCUAAUACCCAAGGUUGAAGCAUUAGUAAUUAAGAGUCGAGUAGAGUCACAGAGACAAAGUCAAAAACAGAGUCGAAAUAAUUGA